Molecule: messenger RNA, 2073 nt
Organism: Trichoderma aggressivum f. europaeum
Lineage: Eukaryota; Fungi; Ascomycota; Sordariomycetes; Hypocreales; Hypocreaceae
Exons: 1
Coding region: 1-2073 (690 amino acids)
Molecular function (GO): protein binding
Source: RefSeq, a predicted model, not a curated record
AUGGAGAAGCAAUCUUCAAAUGCGGAUACCGCCGAGCCGGCACCAGCCCGCCUCGGCUUUGAUGUCUUUGACACGGUUCUCACAAGGUACAUGGACGAGCCCCAAGAUAUCCUCAACUUUUGCCUUGCGAACAAGGAAUACUACGGCCUUUACAACCACGCCCUAUAUCGACACAACGUCCGCUACGGUGAAAGCUCUGCUCUGGAAUGGGCUGCCGAGAGAGGCAGAUUGGACCUGGUUUCAACCAUUCUCAACGUUCCCCAGGCGGAAGUGUUUGCCCCGAAGGCGAUAUGGCACAGGGUCCUCAGAAUCGCACAGAAGCAGAACGACAUGCGCUUAGCCGAAUUGCUGUUCGAGAGGCAACAUGUGCAAGAUUUCAUCAGAAUUGCAGGGACAAGCAAAGAUGAAAAGGAAGGUGAUCGCCCGCAACAGACAACCACGACAUCAGACGACGAAGAAUCCGACGACGAAGCAUCCGACGACGAAGAGGCCCGCGAGCAAGAGGCUCGCAAUCAAGAGGCCCGCGAACAAGAGGCUCGCAACGCAGAGUUUCUACUGAAGCCAAUGUUCGGAGCUGCCAAACAUAACCAGCGGCGCCUCCUAGAGCUCUAUCUUUCCCACGUCAGCGUGGACCUACAAAACAGCAAUGGUUUGACCAUUUUGCACCGCGCCACCGGCAAGGGACAUUUUGAUCUUGCGAAGUUUCUCUUGGAGGAGCACGGAGCCAAUCCUGAGAUUCGUAAUCCUCGUGGCCUCAGGCCCAUUGAAGUGGCAGCUCACGACAACCAACCGAGGCUUGUGGAGCUGCUUCUUUCAAAAGGAGCUGAACCUCGCUGGGAUGGCGGUGGCUUCUGCGCCGGAUUGACGUCCGCGGCCACACAUGGCUACGAGGCCAUCGCGAAGCUCUUUCUGAAGGAUCCUCGAAUUGACCCUCGUAUACGGGACACAAACGGCGAGUCGUGCUUGGAACUCGCUGUGAUUUUCGGUAGCACGGGAGUAGUAAAGACGCUUCUUGAAGAUGGCCGAGUUGACCCCAAUGAGCAGAACGACUGGGACGAAACGCCCUUGGGAUUGGCUGCGCAAAGCUGCAGACACGAUAUAGUUCGUCUUCUUCUUGACGAUGACCGAGUUGACCCAAAUGGAAAACACACAAACGGCGCGACUCCCAUAUUGGCGGCCAGCUCUUCAGACGGACCAGAUAGCGUACCAAUCGUUAAGAUGCUAUUAGGGGACUCAAGGGUCGAUGUUUGUGCACGAGAUGAUGACGGAUGCAACGCUUGCGUGCUGGCCGCGAAACGUGGUAUUCUCCGCAACCUCUGGGCACUGCUUCGGAAUCCCCAUAUUGACCCGGACCAGGAGGAUAACGACAAGAAAACGGCGGCCAUGUAUGCCGCGGAGGGCUAUCAACAACCGGGAGAAGCAACUCCCGUAUAUCUUCGAAGGAAGAAGCAUUUCGUGCUAAAGGCCCUUAUUGAAGAUGAGAGAGUGGACCUGAACAAGGUAGACGACAACGGACUGACGGCGACGCACUGGGCCAUCAGGGGCUCCAGGCGAGAGAACCUCCGGCUGCUGUUGGAAUCGGGCCGAGUCGACGUGAACCAGGACAGCGGCCCUGGGCGUCGGACGCUCAUAGAAGCCUGCAUUCUGAAAAAUAGCGACUUGACAGAGAUUCUGCUCGAUUCCGGCGGCGUAGACCUUUGCAAGAGGAAUUCAGACGGCGAAACCCCGCUGAUGUUUGCAAUCCGGACAGCUGGGAGGGGGAACCGGGAUAUCCAUAGCAGUAUAUGGAUGGUGCUCGAGAAGGAACCAUGCAACCGGCUUGACCUCAAAUACGGCAAUGGGCUUACAAUACUCGAACAUGCAGUUCAAGCGGGCGCGGAGAGCAUCGUACACACGUUGCUCUUCACUUGUCAGGGGCCUGUGACGCCGAGAGCGAAGGAACUUUGUUCGCACAGAGGCAUCAGGGAGGCGCUGAACAAGCACAAGGGUAAACCAUCCGGGGUGUGGACAUCUCGACGUUGGUGGAAGUGGCUCGGAAUAUGGACGCCGAUGUUUUUCUUGAGCUAUUAUUGA